CCAUUUAAAAACAAUUUUUCUAUUUUCACGAACAAUGUCAGAGUAAGUGUGUCCAAAAAUAAUGGAGUGUGACUAUCAAAAUAAAAUAAUAAAAAUAUUGUGAUAUGGUGUUCAAACCCAAAACUCCAUUAUUUAAAUGGACACUAACUACCACUGCGCGAAGGUAGCAUUACUUUUGUCAAGGUUGUCCAAAUUUAAAUAUAUAUCUUUUAAAUGAAGAAUUUGACAUAUAUAUACAAUGUAAUUUUCUGACGAACAGCGACCAAUUAGACACCAUGUGGCUACGCCAUUGUCCAUGAGAUAAAAAUAUGGUCUGUAUAUACUCUAUUCUUUUCAAACCUCACUUGUGAAAAUAGAUUACUGUUGAUGAUUAUUUUUCAUAACAUAAACAUUAACAUUUGUAACAAAUUUUUUUUCUUUUUUUGAUUACCAUAUUGCAGAGGGAGCUUGUGGUUAUGGAGACUUGUUUAAGCAAGGGUAUGGCCUUGAAACUGCGGCACUCAGCACAGCACUGUUUAACAAAGGAUCUACCUGUGGAGCUUGCUUUCAAAUAAUGUGUGUCAAUGCUCCUAAUAAUGCAUGCCAUUCAGGCCAAGUCAUAACUGUAACUGCCACCAAUUUAUGCCCUCCAGAUUCAAAAAAAACUAGUCAAAGUUGGUGCAAUCCUCCACAACAACACUUUGAUCUUACAAUGCCUAUGUUUAUAAAGAUUGCAGAGUACAAAGCAGGGGUUGUACCAGUUGUUUACAGAAGAGUUACUUGCCAGAAAAAAGGAGGUCUCAAGUUCGAGAUCAAAGGGAAUUCAAAUUGGAUUAUUGUUCUUGUUUUCAACGUGGGAGGUGUUGGAGAUGUUGUUAAUGUCAAGAUCAAAGGAUCUAAGACGGGAUGGGUGCCAAUGAAGCGGAAUUGGGGACAAAAUUGGCAGGCUAAUGUGCAGUUGGGAGGACAAAGCUUGUCUUUCCAAGUACAAACUAGCGAUGGCAAAUUGGUUCAAUCUGAUAAUGUUGCUCCUGCUAACUGGCAAUUUGGUCAGACAUUUGAAGCAAAGAAUAAUUUUUAGGGAUUAUGUAUUUUUGAAAAUUCAGUAGUU
Solanum lycopersicum (tomato) is the source of this 1090-nucleotide messenger RNA. Its product is annotated as expansin-A23-like. NCBI's taxonomy places the organism in Eukaryota, Viridiplantae, Streptophyta, Magnoliopsida, Solanales, Solanaceae. The record is from RefSeq and is a predicted model, not a curated record. Gene Ontology annotation, biological process: plant-type cell wall organization. Gene Ontology annotation, cellular component: extracellular region.